Messenger RNA from Suricata suricatta (meerkat), 6808 nucleotides. Its product is annotated as KIAA1210 ortholog. Bases 1 to 5163 code for a protein of 1720 amino acids. Lineage: Eukaryota; Metazoa; Chordata; Mammalia; Carnivora; Herpestidae. The record is from RefSeq and is a predicted model, not a curated record. The transcript has 12 exons.
AUGAUGAUCCUUUGCUUUUUCACUCAAUACUUUAGUGAUCCUAUUAUGGCUGAAUCCCUAAGUGAAGCUUCUGGAAGCCUGGAAGUUCUGGAGGCCAGUGAUGAGGGAAAGAAGAAAUCCAAAUUUAAAGGCUUGAAGAGCUUUUUUGGCAAGAAGAAGAAGAAAGGGCCCGAGGAUGCCCAGGGAGGGAGGCAGCUGACACCAAGCCUGUCCAGCGGCAGCAUCCACAUCUCUACUGUGGAGUCAGUUCAGGAAGGUGACCCAGCUGGGUCUAGCGUCACGAGCAUCAUGGGGAGCAAAGCCCUGUCCCAUGACAGCAUCUUCAUGUUGGAUCCUGAGCCUGAAAUAAAACUCUUCCCAUCUCCAGAGUUCCCAAGAGGCAGAUCUCUACAGAGAUCUUAUGUUUCCAGAACUCUGCCUAGAACCAGGGCGAGUGGUCUUCACGGAGCUGUUUCUGGAAUUGUGUUUGGAACUAUGCUCCCAUACGUACCCAGAAGUGCCAUUUGGGCUGAGGAAUCCGAGAUCACUGAGAGGUCAUCACCGUUGGCACGCCAACGCAGCAUCAGCCCACCUGUUACCCGAUCUGACACAAUCUGUAAGGACUUUGAAGAAAUCUCUGUUGAUGAAGAAUCACCUAAGUUCUCACCAAAGGAAGUUAUAGAGGAGACCGUGACAUUGAAGAGCUCCUUUGAGCCCUCACUUGAACCCGUUCAGUCACAGUCCUUGACCACGUUUGCCAGGAUAGCCUGUCCCAGCAGCACUCAGCUGCCCCUUGGUUUUAGCACCCCAGACUCCACCAGGAGCUGUCUGGACUCUUCAGCUGCUCGGCACAAGAUGGCUUUAAAUCCCCAGAAACAAAAGAAGAACCUAACUUCUGGGAAUGCACUCAGCCCUUCUUUGUACAGGAUAUUCAACUGUAGCCCAGAUCAGGUGAAGCCAACGCAGGAGGAGCCAGACCUUCCGCUGGCACCUGAGGCAGAGAAGAGUACAAUGCAACCCAAAGAAGCGAGCCAGAAGAAGCCAAGAAAAGACAUUAUAGGGACCUCAAGCCUGGAGCAGAGCAAGAAAACUGAGAGUCUGUAUAAGAAGACGGCGGAGCAGGCCAUAAGCCCAGAUGCUGCCAGUGCUCAGGGGCGCCUGUCAUUGUCCGUGGUGUAUAGAAAACGACGUGUAAGAAAAGGACCCAGUGCUGCGGGAACCAAUGAGUGUACGCUCCCAGGAAGAAGCUUCAAACGGUCUUCUGCCUUCUCUGGAGACCUCUCUUUGGAGGAGUCCACAACUCCACUGACAUUAAGUGUGACUCCUCAAGACGUACUUGUGGACAAAGAUGGCCUGGGCCAGAGAAAUCCCGGGAUAGACUUUAAAGCUGGAAAAGCAUCAGUGGCCCAGUCCGGGCCUGAAGACGUGGGUGGUGACCCGUCACCGUGCCGUGAAGAUGGGGCCUCCAGAGCCAAGAAGCCAGAAGCCAGAGCUACUCUUUCAUCAGCGGCGACCUCGGCCAAACCGUGUGAGCAUCCUUCUCAUACCGAGUCCGAGAGGAAAGAGGCGUCCAGCUCCGAGUUGCAAGGUCGCCGGCUGAAAACAGAGUCGGUUCAAGAUAUUCCGACUGUCGGCAGAGAAAAGCCGGCAAGUGCUUUGGCAGAGAGAGGCAUUUCUGUGGACAGGCCUUCUCACGGGAGCCUUUCCUGGGCUGCGCGGGAGCCAGCUGAAGAAGCAUCCUCAAGUUCUGAGAGUUCUUUAGAGGUGGGGGGUGGUUCAGAGCAGCAGGUGGCCCCCAGGCUUUCUUUCCAGUCCUUGCAGAGGCCCAAAGAUGGCCAAAAAGUCUUCACAAGCCCAGGAAGUGCAGCUGCAGAUUCGAGCCAGCCUGGGCAGCAGCUGGCUUCUAGAUCCCCUUCACUGGCCUUGGCGCAGCCUGAGGCUGAAGAAGAGUCCUUGGACUCAGAGAGCGCUCCAGAAGACAUGGAUGCCUGCCAGGCAGCAGGGAAGCCUGACGGUGGCGCAGGACUCGCCACAGAUUCCAAGAGCACUUCUGCAGAGGACGAGGCUUCGACGGCCUUGGGGAGGCCCAAAGACAAAGGGUCCACAGGGCGGCACGGCGCCGCCGACAAGUUCAAGAGUGCUGACCCUUCCCAGGCCUCGAGGGAGAAGCCCAAAGACCAAAGAGAAUCCCUCUCUGUUUCGAAGGAUGCAUUUAUGGAGUGGGGCAUUUCCAUGCAGCCUCCUCUGUCCUUCUGGAAGCCAGCUGUUAAGAAGCGAGUGUUCUCGGACCCGCUGGGGGCUCUGGCACAGCCUUCCCAGGCCUCGGCAAAUGCUGGAGCCGAGCAGCAAGCCUCCUGGACGGAGCGUACGGAGACCACAGGUCAGGAGUGGGGCCUCUCUGGUGAGCUGCUGCCUCCCAGGACCCCUUUGAAGCGUGUGUUGCAGCUUAAUGUGGAACAGCCAGUCUCCAAAAGCCCAGACAUCGCUAUGGCAACGGGCAUCAAUUCUGAGGCUCCCGAAUGUCAUUCUAAGUCUCCCCCAAAAGCCAUAGUUGUGGAUGCAGUCCCUGUCGGUCCAGAGUGCGUGGCUGUCCAGGACAGCAUUCCUAAGCAAGCACUGCCCUCCAGUGGUCCUUUCCAGGUCCUACUGAGACCGGUAGUUGAGGAUCCAGUGUCCUGCGGUGCGGAAAGCGUGGUGGUUGAGAAGAACACCUCUAUGCAGCCACUGGUCCCCAAACAUCAAUCCCUGAGGCAACCUGUGGUCCAAGACUCAGCAAGUCCAGAGAGUGCUGAAGCUGAGGGGGGCCCACUGCUCCCCAAGCAUGCUGCUCAGUCCUUGGUGAGACUUCAAAGCCAGCAGAUGUCAGAGAACGCGGCGGUCAAGGAAGGCAAGUACGUCAAGCCGCUGAGCCGAGGCCCUUCCCAGCCCUCGGGGGGGCCCAAACCCCAGGCACAGACCCUCACCCGUGACUCAGUAAGUGCUUCUGCAGGCAGUGGUCCUGAGGAGAAGACGCCUCCGCCACACAACUCCCAGGCCUGGAUGAGCCCCAAAGUUGAGCAAGAAGCAGGGGCGGUUCCCGAGAGCACUGGGGCGGAGUGGGGCAUCGCUGUGCAGCCGCUGCCGUCCAGGAAGUCCUCUUGGUUCCGGAAGAGGCCAGGAUCGAAGCAACAAGCCACCUCCGGCUCAGGGAGUGCUCCGGCAGCACAGAGCACUCCGGGGGAGCCAAAGCCUCCCAAGAGCGCUUUGCAGGCCAGGGGCCACCAUACAUUGAAGCAAGCAGCCUCUAGGGAUCCGGAAGGUGCUGAAGCCGAGAAGGGCAUGGAUGAGUCACCCACCACAAUGUCUUCUCAGUCCCCAAUGAAACCCGUGGUGAAACAGGCAGUCUCUGCAGGUCCAGAGAGUGUGGCCGCCAAGAGGGAGACUUCCGAAAAGGCGCUGCCUUGCAGGCACCUUGCCAGGCUCCGUGUGGGGCACAGAUUCGAGCAAAUAUCUUCAAAGUUUGAGAGCGUCACUGCAGAGAGCACCGUCUCUGAGAAGCCGCUGCUUUUCAGCGGUCAUACCCGGGUCGUGGUGAGGUCUAAAGUCCAGGAAAUGUCCUCUCCACGAGAGAACAAGGCCCUUGAAGGAGACCUGUCUAAGAAGUCACCAAUGCCUAGAUAUCCUUCCAAGUCAUUUGUGAAGUAUAUGGUAGAACAAGUCUUUUCAGAGAGCCCCGCGGCUGAGGGGGGAGUCCUCGUGGAUCCCGCGGCUACAAAGCCACCUUCCAAACCUUCAGUGAGGCCCAAAUUCCAGUUCCAAGUCUCCUCAGGGCAGGAGAGCACCAGCAUGGAGGGAGGCCCCUUGCAGUUCUCAGGGAGGCCCAAAGACCCCAAAGAAGUCUCCUCACAGUCUGAGAGCACUCCCAUGAAGUUGAGCGGUUCAAAAGAGCAACCGCCUCCCAGAAGCCUUUCCCAGGCAUUGGGGAAGCUUGAGUACCAGCAAGAUGGCUCUCCGGUCUCUGAGAGCGUUCGUGAAGACAGGAAGAGCUCCAAAGACAAGCCGCCUUCUGAAGGCCCUUCCCAAGCACAUGCUUUCUCAACAGGCUGGGAGAGUGUGCCUAUGGAGCGGAGCUGUUCUAAGAAGCCCCUGCCUCCCAGACCUGCUUGCUGGGCUCUUGCAGACCCUGAAACUCAACGACAGGUUCAUUCAGGUUCCAUGGGCUCUGCUGUUGAGGGAGCGAUUUCUGGGAGCAAUCCUAGUGGCCUGUCCAUACUGAAAGGCCCAGAAUCUCCAUGCAGAACCAAGAAACAUAGCCGCAGCUCUGAAGACCUCUUUAAGAGUACUCUGGCUGUUAGUGCCAAACCUGUGAAGUUUACUUACACUCCCGCCAGCCAGGCAUCCACUUCCAGGGUCACUUACCCUAAGGAGGAAGUUGUCAAGAGCAGCAAUCCAGAUAAUAGACACUCAGAUGUGUCCACCACCAAGGCUGAUAUUGAAAACGUCUUUGGAAUUCGACUGAGGAAAGUCCCUACUUCGGAGAAGUUCAAGGGUGAAAAACAAGAUGAUAGUACCAAGCUUUCUUCACUCUCCCCGGACCCCAAGUCACUUCCUGUACGUAAAGAGCUUCGAAUCAGAAGAAGUGCCUCUCAUGGGUUCCUGGGUACCGCGGAGUACUACAUCCUAGAAUAUGACUGUGCAGAGAAGCAACAGGGAAGUCCCAAAUCUGAAAUCAAUGCCGGGAAUCAACCCAGUGACAAGGUCGCAGGAAAGGCUCCUGGUCAACAGGCAUAUCCUAGCGUCUCAGAGCCAACUUGGAGAACCAAGCUCACGGAGAAGCAGAAGGGUUCUUGGGUCCCUGUUCUUACAAAAGAGUGGAGAGCCAAGAACAGAGCCACAGUCAAAGAGGCUUCACAUGCGGGAGAUACCUUUAAAGAUGGAGAACAAGGAAAACAACCAGCAAGUAUUAUUACUUCCAGUGUCAAUAAACAGGAGGCGAUGGCACCAAAGAAGCUACCUGAGCCCGCCAAAGGAGGAUCUGAAGAUGAGAAGCCAUGUCAACAGCUCGCCGGGGGAAGCAGAAUCAGGCGAUCUUCAACUCUCCCGGCCCUAUUCCAAGAGCCGACACAGUCAGAAGAGCCAGUCUGGUUCUCCAUAGCCAAGAGAAAAGCCCAAGUUUGGAGCCAUUUAGCAGAAAUCAUACAAUAAGUAUUUUCUGGGUGGAGCAUCAGCAUUUCAAAUGAUAAUUGCCAAGCACUCUAUUAGUGCCAUGUAGCGAUUUGUGUAUGUUAGCUGUUUUUCUUCAUUAAGCAAAAGAGCCUUAAGAUGGUAAUUAAAGCGAAGAACCAUUAGAAUGUAGCCAAUGCCACGAAUGCCUAACCUUCCCGUACAGUCACUGCCAACACCUGAAAAGCCAGCAUUUCCUCUAUACAAGCAAUGUAAAAUGUUUGCACUGCUAGGGGGCCGUCUUGAACUUGGGCAAUGUGCCUUAGAAGCCAGAACGCAAAAACGGUUUGUUAGAGCAGCUAAGAUGUGGUCAUUUCCCUUCAAGCAAAUGGCCAGAUGAUUUAUCCCAAGGAUUGGCUUUUAGGUUUUAUGAGCCUGGUUAAAUGCUUCCGUUCUUUGGUUCCUGCACCUGGCUUCGCAAAGGCCCCUGGCAGAGGUGGUGGAAGUGAAAAUUCUGGAUCUCCAAGGAAAACUUUGCACAGCUGGUCCCCCAAUUAGCCAUUGAAACACUGCCCAGGUACUCCUGAGGCUCCCCAGUGUCUACAGCUUAGCUCCCUCUUUGCAAAACCCUGUGUCGCAGCUCUGGCAGCAUUGAACACCUCCCUAUGAGACAGAGCAUUUCUUGGGGAUUCUCUCUCUGGCUCUAGCUUUAAGGCGGAAACAACCAAGUAGCCCAGUUUCCAGUCUUGUCUCCUCAGCAGCCUCUGUUUCACAAGAUUUUAGCCCAAAGCCAGACCACACCCCCAAAGCCAGAGAACAAUUCACUUUCUGCCAGCUUGGAAGCCUUAAGUAAUUCAGUCCGCCCAGCCUCUCCAUGUCCUCGUGCAUGGAGGCACCCACCUCCAAAGUCACUAGGCUAGACAGCUCCCCCUCCCCCAGUGAGCCACUCACCCCACACCCCUUCCUUCCAUUCCAUACCCCAGACACACCGAACCCUGAGGGAGAGCUUCCCUUGGGUACCUGUGUGGUACCUAGCUCAUUUUCUUAGGAGACCCAGAAGUGUCUUCUCCGCAUACCUUUUACUGUGUCUGCCUCUUGUCAUCACAGGGCUGCUUUGCUUCCACAGAAAUGAAAACCUAGACAUCUAACUGUGCCUUUAAAUUUGGAGCAGGGUACUGCAAAUGCAAAAAAAUUCAGAAAGGCAGUAAGGCGCCAGAGCUGAUGUAAACCCUUGGUGCUUGGUUUUGCUGGUGAUGGUAUAAUGUGACCUUGUACAAUCAUAUGCUGGAUUUUGCAUUUUCUUUAUAAAACUUCGAUGUUUCCUGAUACUCUUUGCUGUUUUGAUAAUGCUAGGUUUUUAUUGAUUGGAUUUGAUUUCCUUUAUAUUACCGUAGUGAACAGUUUAAUUUAGGUAGACGCCCUUUACCCAGUGACCCUGAUACUUAGGUGUUACACUUCCCUACCCCCUUCCCCAGUGUAGACCCGUUACCUUAUUCUCGCUCCGAGAACUCUCCAUUAACUAUUUCUCUUCCACAGUUAACAAAACUCUGUUUUUAAGUAAAGAUUUUAAGGGUAUUUUUUAAUGCAUAGAUGCACAUUCUGAUAAGUUUUUCUCUUCUUUUAGCAUUUCUCAGUUUUAUUAUAUACAUGCAAAGCAAAUAAAGUCAAUAAAGCUUAUUCCGUCGUC